CAUUCUUGAAUUUACUCCACAAUGAAAACCUCCGCCGUCGUCUUGUCUAUCGUGGCCGUGGUCGCGGCCAACAAAACUAAAAAAAUCAAGCCCGCCGUGCUCGAAUCGCUCCAACAAUCGUCCACCGUUGAUGUGCUUGUGGCGUAUGGUUACUUGCUCUUCUUGGAAAAUCCCCGGGGUAGUAGCCUGUACUCCCUCGCCAAAUGCAAGCCUGGUCUGCUUAAUGGUGAGGUUGACUGCUAUGGCUUGACUGAGGAAGAACUCUACAGCAUCGCGGCCUUGCCCGAGGUCGACGAUAUCCUUCCUGCUCGAGACUACUCCGCUUUUGACUCUCCCAAGAUCACCCCCAAGCCUACUACCACCGCGGCUACCCCUACGCAUAGCGCGUGUAACGAGCAACGCGACUCUUCGGAUGACCGUGACUAAGCGGUGGAGGUCAAGCCCCCGAGUUGCCGUUGUCACUAUUCGUGUUUUAACCUUUGAAUAUACGACAUACUAGUAC
Aphanomyces astaci is the source of this 502-nucleotide messenger RNA. RefSeq lists its product as hypothetical. NCBI's taxonomy places the organism in Eukaryota, Oomycota, Saprolegniomycetes, Saprolegniales, Verrucalvaceae. Bases 22 to 426 code for a protein of 134 amino acids. The record is from RefSeq and is a predicted model, not a curated record. The transcript has a single exon.